Hypoxylon trugodes is the source of this 1669-nucleotide messenger RNA. Its product is annotated as glycoside hydrolase family 18 protein. The transcript has a single exon. The record is from RefSeq and is a predicted model, not a curated record. Gene Ontology annotation, biological process: carbohydrate metabolic process. Gene Ontology annotation, cellular component: extracellular region. The coding region runs from base 179 to 1222 and encodes 347 amino acids. Lineage: Eukaryota; Fungi; Ascomycota; Sordariomycetes; Xylariales; Hypoxylaceae. Gene Ontology annotation, molecular function: chitinase activity.
UCACCAGCAUUAAGACUGAUCUUCUUCUUUCUACCUAUCCUUUAGCAGAAGAAGGUCAAUUCCACUUUCCUUACCUCUCUUAGGGAGUCGCACGAAGCGUGGGACUUUUCACCUAGCAGGGAAGAUACUUCUCUUUCUUUAUAUCAUCAUUAUAUCCUUGACUUUCCCAGCGCUCAUCAUGUAUCAAUACUUCUUUCUUACUGCCCUCGUCCUAUGGGCAACCGGGACCCUUGCCGGGUACAACCCCGGCGCCUCGGACAAUAUCGCCAUAUACUGGGGACAGAACUCUGCCGGCGCUGUCAAUGCCGGACAGUCCCAACAAUCUCUAUCAGAGUAUUGCUCCAACACCGAAAUCGACAUUAUUCCCAUUGCCUUCCUAUCCAACUUCAACCCAAUAGAAUUGGACUUGACAAACAUGGACGAUGACAAGAACAUGGGGGAGGAAAUUGCUGCUUGCCAGAAGGCCGGCAAGACCGUCCUGCUAUCCAUCGGUGGUUCCAUGUUCAACUCAGGACCCUCUGACCCCCAAGCAGCAGCGGAUCAAGUCUGGAGCAUGUUCGGUCCAGGCAGUGGGAACAACCGACCCUUCGGCAACACUGUUGUUGACGGCUUCGACCUGGAUAUAGAAGCGCCGAUCCAGAACAUCGCGCCCUUCGCCGCUCGUCUCCGCCAGAACAUUGAUAACGCCAACAACGCCGGUGGUGGCCAGAAGUUCUACCUGUCUGCGGCUCCACAAUGCCCAUGGCCCGACCAGAACAACGACGCUAUGCUACAGGGGAACUCGGCCGUGGCUUUCGACUUCAUCAUGGUGCAGUUCUACAACAACGCCAAGUGCGACAUCCGCGUGUUCGACGGUUCGGGCGGGACUUCGUCCCCUGCACAGGCCGGGUUCAACAUGGACCAGUGGGACCAAUGGGCGCAUUCAAGCAAGAACCCGAACGCUAAGGUGUUCCUAGGCAUUCCGGGUGGGCCGUCUGCUGUUACUUCCUCCGAGAAGGCAUCGUACAAGGCUCCCGAUCAAUUGGGUCCUAUCAUCGCAUACAGCAAGAAGUUUGCUAGCUUUGGUGGCGUUAUGAUCUGGGACAUGUCUCAAGUCUGGGCGAAUCCCGGCUUCCUCGAUGCCAUCUCGAACGAUGUUAAGUGCCCCCCGGCCCAGAACGCGGCGCGCCGAUCAAGCGAUGCCGCGGUGCGCAGGGUGCACCAGCGGGAGUGGAAGUUGUAGGAUCGAUCUAGUUGGAGGAAUAGUUUUUGAUAUCCCAUUUUUGGUUAACUAUGAGGGUUAGGAUUUACUAAUCCAAGAGGGUUAACGCGAGGUGAUUCGAGUCAUCAAGCGAGAACCUCAUGGAUUAAAUGCUUUCGAUGCCGAUAAUACCCUUUUAAUUAUUUUUACAUACACGCAUAUACGGUACGGGGCGGAGCGAGAAAAAGGGGAAAAGAAAAAGCAUCAUUCUAGCACUGGCUAGCUAGUUGGCAUGUCAGCUGGCUGGCUAUGCGGAUGAUGGAUUGGCAUAACUCGGAAGCAAUAACUUUCAUAGAUACCCAAAUUCGCUGACUAGAUUAUUAAGGGCGGAUUAUAUCAUUUUUCAUUAUAUAGGUAAUCAUUUAUAUUGUUUAUAAAUUAGUUGGAUUCGGAUUGCUGUUGUUCGUGAUGAUGAUGUUUUGGGAAAGA